AUGGCUAAACCAGGAAAUGGAGUACCUUCAAAAAUAAGAGAAAGCACAAGAUUUUAUCCUUUUUUUCAGGAUUGUAUUGGAGCUAUUGAUGGAACACAUAUUCCCGCUAUGGUUGUAGGAAAUGAAACUGCUAGCUAUAGAAACAGAAAAGGAGUUUUAUCUCAGAAUGUGCUAGCUGCAUGCAACUUUGAUUUGCAAUUCAUAUAUGUUCUAACUGGUUGGGAAGGUUCAGCUCAUGAUGCAAAAGUGUUAAAUGAUGCUUUGACGAGAAGUAACAAUAAAUUUGAAAUCCCAGAAGAAGAAACAUAUGAAGAACAAAAUGUUACCCAACCAAGUACUGAUGGUCAUCAAUUUCUUGGCACACAAGAACAACAAAGAGAACAUGCUAAUGAAUGGAGAACAACCAUCGCUACAAAUAUGUGGAAUGAUGCUGUUAUUAGUGGAUCUCAACGGUGCGAGAUGGUUUAUGUCAAUGUUGCAGCCGAGUGA
Brassica oleracea var. oleracea is the source of this 489-nucleotide messenger RNA. RefSeq lists its product as uncharacterized. The record is from RefSeq and is a predicted model, not a curated record. The coding region runs from base 1 to 489 and encodes 162 amino acids. The transcript is spliced from 4 exons. NCBI's taxonomy places the organism in Eukaryota, Viridiplantae, Streptophyta, Magnoliopsida, Brassicales, Brassicaceae.